AUGAAUGGCGUGCUCAACACUGACAACACGUCCAUCUUCGGGCUGUCUAUCGACUACGGCCCGUUCGCGUUCAUGGACAACUUCGACCCAGCAUAUACACCCAACCACGACGAUCACAUGCUUCGGUACAGCUACCGCUCGCAACCAAGCAUCAUCUGGUGGAAUCUGGUCAGGCUAGGCGAAGCACUCGGCGAGCUACUCGGUGCAGGUGACCGGACAGACCAGGAGACAUUCGUCACGAAAGGCGUCGAGGAGGACUUUGCGCCCAUCCUCAUCAAGCGAGCCGAGCACAUCAUCGACUCGACGGGCGACGAGUACAAAGCAGUCUUCAUGAGCGAGUACAAGCGAUUGAUGGCCGCUCGGCUAGGCCUCAAAACGCAAAGCGAAUCAGAUUUCGAGAAGCUGUACUCAAACCUGCUAGACACGAUGGAGGCAUUGGAACUCGACUUCAACCACUUCUUCCGCCGCCUCUCAACCGUCUCACUCGAGGACGUUAGCACAGAAGAAAGGCGCAAAGAGACGGCAACACGCUUCUUCCACGCGGAAGGCGUCACUGGCCUCAACGAGGACCGUGCCUCGGCGUCAGCUAAGGUCGCUUCAUGGCUAGAGUCAUGGCGCGCGAGGAUAGCAGAAGAUUGGGGUGAGCAUACUUCAGCUGAUGCAGAGCGCCAAGAAGCAAUGAACAAAGUCAAUCCGAACUUCGUGCCUCGAGGAUGGAUUCUGGAUGAGGGAUCAUACUAUGGUCGAUAA
This is a messenger RNA of Cyphellophora attinorum, 750 nucleotides long. RefSeq lists its product as uncharacterized. NCBI's taxonomy places the organism in Eukaryota, Fungi, Ascomycota, Eurotiomycetes, Chaetothyriales, Cyphellophoraceae. The transcript is spliced from 2 exons. Bases 1 to 750 code for a protein of 249 amino acids. The record is from RefSeq and is a predicted model, not a curated record.